UCUAGCCUGUCAAAACAGUUGUACAUUCAAUGGCUCUGAGAUUUUCAGGCCAAGGUAUAGACAGGUUAAUUGUCCAAUGUUACUAAUGUAGUAAGUAGGAGGACUGAGAUUUGAACCUGAGCAGUCUGGCUCCUUUUCUGCUGAGGCCAAGAGGGGUAGUGACUAGGCCAGGGUCACAUAGCCACAGCCCCAGAAAUAGGAGCUGCUGGCUCCUGUCCAGCCCAGGAGAAGCAAUUACACUUGAUUCCUAACCAACCCCUAGCCAACUGGGGGUGGAGCAGAGGUGGAGUCAGGUAGAUCAGGUGUCUUCUCAUAACCAGAGCGCCCAAGCAGAGUGGCCUAGAGCAGCAUGAAGCAGAGCUGGGGACCAGGGCUGCUCAUCCUGGGAGCAGUGGUCCUCAUAGAGGGUCUUCGAGAAGCUCAGCGAGCCUGUGGGCAACGUGGCCCUGGUCCCCCCGAGCCUCAGGAAGGCCUCACGGUACCUGGCGAAUGGCCCUGGCAGGCCAGUGUGAGGAGGCAGGGAGUCCAUAUCUGCAGCGGUUCCCUGGUAGCGGACACCUGGGUCCUCACUGCUGCCCACUGUUUUGACAGAGUGGCAGCAACAGAACUGAACUCCUGGUCAGUUGUCCUGGGUUCUCUACAGCGUGAGGGGCUGAGCCCAGAGGCUGAGGAGGUGGGGGUGGCUGCCCUGCAGCUGCCCAGGGCCUAUAGCCACUAUAGCGAGGGCUCAGACCUGGCCCUGGUGCGGCUUGCCCACCCCACAGCCCACACGCCCCUCUGCCUGCCUCAAUCUGCCCACCGUUUCCCCUUUGGAACCUCUUGCUGGGCCACUGGCUGGGACCAGAACAACAGCGAUGCUGCCAGGGCUCUACGGAAUCUGCGCCUGCGUCUUAUCAGCCGCCCCACGUGUAACUGUCUCUACAAUCGGCUGCACCAGCGUGUGUUGGCCAGCCCUGCCCGGCCUGGGAUGCUGUGUGGGGGUGCCCAGCCAGGAGUACAGGGGCCCUGUAAGGGAGAUUCUGGAGGCCCUGUGCUGUGCCGAGAGCCCGAUGGCCACUGGGCUCAGGCUGGGAUCAUCAGCUUCACAACCAGCUGUGCUGAAGAGGACACACCUGUGCUGCUGACCGAGUUGGCUGCUUAUAGCUCCUGGCUGCAGGCUCAAGCUCAGGGGGCAACCUUCCUAUCCCAGACCCCUGAGACCCCAGAGAUCAGUGAUGAGGACAGCUGUGUAGCCUGUGGAUCCUUGAGGACAGAAGGUCCCCAGGCAGGAGCCCCCUCCCCGUGGCCCUGGGAUGCCAGGCUGAAGCACCAGGGUAAGCUGGCCUGUGGUGGAGCCCUGGUGUCAGAGGAGGCGGUACUGACUGCUGCCCACUGCUUCAUCGGGCGCCAGACCCCAGAAGAAUGGAGCAUCGGGUUAGGGGCUGGAGCAGAGGAGCGGGGCCUGAAGCAACUUAUCCUGCAUGGGGCCUACACCCACCCAGAGGGGGGCUACGAUGUGGCUCUCCUGCUGCUGACCCAGCCUGUAACACAAGGCCCCAACCUGAGACCCCUCUGCCUGCCCUAUACCGACCACCACCUGGCUGAUGGGGAGCGUGGCUGGGUCCUAGGGCUGGCCCGCCAAGAAGCAAGCAACAGCUUCCCCCUGACAGUGCCUGUGACCCUCCUGGGGCCUAGGGCCUGCAGCCGCCUGCACACAGUUCCUGGGAGUGACGGUAUCCCCAUUCUGCCAGGGAUGGUGUGUACCAGUGCUGUGGGUGAGCUGCCCCUCUGUGAGGGCCUAUCCGGGGCACCACUGGUACACGAAGUGAGGGGCACAUGGUUCCUGGCUGGGCUGCACAGCUUUGGAGAUGCCUGCCAGGGCCCCGCCAGGCCUGCAGUCUUCGUGGCACUCCCUGCCUAUGAAGACUGGGUCAGCAGUUUAGACUGGCAGGUCUACUUCGCUGUGGAGCCAGAGCCAGAGGCUGAGGCUGACACUGAGACUGGAAGCUGCCUGGCCAAUGCGAGCCAAUCAGCUAGCUGUUGACCAGACACUCUGGGCCGUUCGAAGAAUGCAGGCAAUUUCCACUGCAUGGCCUCUGCUGCUCCCUCCCGACCCCUCCUCACCACCCAUACCUUCAGCCCCAGCAUGUGAGGUCCAGCCCAGCUGGCUGUGGAAAGGAACCUGUCCAGGACCAAC
Messenger RNA from Tupaia belangeri chinensis (Chinese tree shrew), 2176 nucleotides. RefSeq names its product serine protease 53 (gene PRSS53). Gene Ontology annotation, biological process: proteolysis. Gene Ontology annotation, molecular function: serine-type endopeptidase activity. NCBI's taxonomy places the organism in Eukaryota, Metazoa, Chordata, Mammalia, Scandentia, Tupaiidae. Bases 350 to 2023 code for a protein of 557 amino acids. The transcript has 11 exons. The record is from RefSeq and is a predicted model, not a curated record.